GGUGGAGAGUCUGGCAUCUCUGGGCCCAGCCUGGAAGGGUGCUGGACUGGCUGGCGGGUGACACACCUGGGGUUCCUGGGCGCCUCCUGGCCACACUGUCAGUGGGCCUCAAGCUCCCUUAGCAUAUGGCCUCUGGAAUAAAGUAAGCCCGCACCUCGGGAGGGGGCAAGCAGAGGCAGGAGCAGGAUGGCAGGUGGCAGGCGGGGCUGCACAGGGGAGCACAGCAACUCCACUUCCUGUGGGUGAGGGCCCUGUGCCUGCCCCGGGGGAGGUUGCACAAACCUUCCUGCGCAGGCCUCGGGCUGCCUGCCUGCCUGCCUGGCCUGAGCUCCAGCCUGCCUCUUCCACUGGCCACUGCCUCCCACCCGGGGCUGGCAUCCCUGCUCCCUGCCCUGGGUCCCAGACUGUGUCCUCCAUCACCACAGGGUCGGUGAGGGGCUGGGCUGGACACCAGGGCCCGCCCUCCCAUCACUGAGCUCCACUCCUUCCUCAUUUUGCUGCUGAUUCUAGCCCCAAACAAAACAGGUUGAGCUUUUUCCUCCCCUCAGAAGCUCCUCUCUGGCUCGUGGCUGCCUUCUGAGUGUUGCAGACGGCGCCGGCCAGGAAGGGGGGCCUGGGCCAGCCCUGCCAGGACUGGGACGCUGCUGCUGGCACCUGGCCCUCCAUCAGGCCAGCCUGUGGCAGGAGAACGAGCUUUGCCGCGGCAGACGCCUGAGGAUGAUGCCCCAGCUGCAGUUCAAAGAUGCCUUUUGGUGCAGGGACUUCACAGCCCACACGGGCUACGAGGUGCUGCUGCAGCGGCUUCUGGAUGGCAGGAAGAUGUGCAAAGACAUGGAGGAGCUACUGAGGCAGAGGGCCCAGGCGGAGGAGCGGUACGGGAAGGAGCUGGUGCAGAUCGCACGGAAGGCAGGUGGCCAGACGGAGAUCAACUCCCUGAGGGCCUCCUUUGACUCCUUGAAGCAGCAAAUGGAGAAUGUGGGCAGCUCACACAUCCAGCUGGCCCUGACCCUGCGCGAGGAGCUGCGGAGUCUCGAGGAGUUUCGUGAGAGGCAGAAGGAGCAGAGGAAGAAGUAUGAGGCCGUCAUGGACCGGGUCCAGAAGAGCAAGCUGUCGCUCUACAAGAAGGCCAUGGAGUCUAAGAAGACAUACGAGCAGAAGUGCCGGGAUGCGGACGACGCCGAGCAGGCCUUCGAGCGCAUUAGCGCCAACGGCCACCAGAAGCAGGUGGAGAAGAGUCAGAACAAAGCCAGGCAGUGCAAGGACUCGGCCACCGAGGCAGAGCGGGUAUACAGGCAGAGCAUUGCGCAGCUGGAGAAGGUCCGGGCCGAGUGGGAGCAGGAGCACCGGACCACCUGUGAGGCCUUUCAGCUGCAGGAGUUUGACCGGCUGACCAUUCUCCGCAACGCCCUGUGGGUGCACAGCAACCAGCUCUCCAUGCAGUGUGUCAAGGAUGAUGAGCUCUACGAGGAAGUGCGGCUGACGCUGGAAGGCUGCAGCAUAGACGCCGACAUCGACGGUUUCAUCCAGGCCAAGAGCACGGGCACAGAGCCCCCCGCUCCGGUGCCCUACCAGAACUACUACGAUCGGGAGGUCACCCCGCUGACCAGCAGCCCUGGCAUACAGCCGUCCUGCGGCAUGAUAAAGAGGUUCUCUGGACUGCUGCACGGAAGUCCCAAGACCACUUCGUUGGCAGCUUCUGCUGCCUCCACAGAGACCCUGACCCCCACCCCCACCCCCGAGCGGAAUGAGGGUGUCUACACAGCCAUCGCAGUGCAGGAGAUACAGGGAAACCCGGCCUCGCCAGCCCAGGAGUACCGGGCGCUCUACGAUUAUACAGCGCAGAACCCAGAUGAGCUGGACCUGUCCGCGGGAGACAUCCUGGAGGUGAUCCUGGAAGGGGAGGAUGGCUGGUGGACAGUGGAGAGGAACGGGCAGCGUGGCUUCGUCCCUGGUUCCUACCUGGAGAAGCUUUGAGGAAGGGCCAGGAGCCCCUUUGGAUCUGCCCUGCCAGUGGAGCCAGCAGUGCCCCCAGCACUGUCCCUGCCUUGCUAGGGCCCAGAACCAAGCGUCCCCCAGCCCCGAGAGGGAGCCUGUCUCCCAGGGAAUAAAGGAGUGCGUUGUUCUC
Messenger RNA from Gorilla gorilla gorilla (western lowland gorilla), 2125 nucleotides. RefSeq names its product proline-serine-threonine phosphatase interacting protein 1 (gene PSTPIP1). The record is from RefSeq and is a predicted model, not a curated record. Gene Ontology annotation, biological process: actin filament polymerization. NCBI's taxonomy places the organism in Eukaryota, Metazoa, Chordata, Mammalia, Primates, Hominidae. The transcript has 15 exons. Bases 718 to 1974 code for a protein of 418 amino acids. Gene Ontology annotation, molecular function: actin filament binding. Gene Ontology annotation, cellular component: actin filament; cytoplasm; plasma membrane.